Dissoconium aciculare CBS 342.82 is the source of this 375-nucleotide messenger RNA. RefSeq lists its product as uncharacterized. The transcript has 2 exons. The record is from RefSeq and is a predicted model, not a curated record. NCBI's taxonomy places the organism in Eukaryota, Fungi, Ascomycota, Dothideomycetes, Mycosphaerellales, Dissoconiaceae. Bases 1 to 375 code for a protein of 124 amino acids.
AUGAAGACCACCAUCAUCCUCGGUGCCAUUGCCGCCUUCUUCGGCGUUGCCCAGGCCACCACCUACGCCCAGUUCUGCAACGACGACUCUUGCAACGACGGCUGCGGUGAAUCUGUCUCCGUUGACAACCCCGGCUGCCUCAACGAGAACGGCCGUCGCUCCAUCAAGUUCCACGACCUCAACUUUGCUCAAGUUUCCCUCGUGUUCUCCCCCACCCCCAACUGCCCGUGCCAAAACUACUGCCAAAACGAGAUCCUCGACUGCCAACAGGGUGGCCUCGCCUGCACUGGCCCAUCCUGCUUCAACCUCAGCAACCUGCCCGGUGCCCAGUCCUUCCGCUUCAUUGGCGGUGACUGCGACUCCAACAACUGCUAG